CAGUGCAGAGGCGGAACCUGUUUCCGAGCACUCGGGCGGAGCUGGAGGUAGAGCCGAGCCGGUUCAGUUUGUUUGUGGGACACAGUGCAAUGGCGACAGCAAGAGCAAGGACAGGAGGUGGCUUGCUGAGGGUUUUAUCACAACUGUUAUUCCAGGCCCACGGUGUUCGUAAUGGACCCCAGAGAUCUGUUAGCACAAUGUUUAAGGCUACUGAUUUGCAGAUUGAGAUUUCUAAGCACCCCAAGGAGAAGCCUGACAGCAGCAACCUGGUGUUUGGAAAGUCGUUUUCAGAUCAUAUGUUGACAAUAGAAUGGAGUGCAGAGAAAGGAUGGGACAAGCCCCUUAUCAAACCCCUGCAAAAUCUCUCACUGCAUCCAGCAACUUCAGUCCUGCAUUAUUCUAUCGAGCUGUUUGAAGGUAUGAAAGCUUUCCGAGGGGUAGACAACAAGAUUCGCAUGUUCCGACCGGAUUUGAACAUGGAACGAAUGCAUCGAUCAGCACUCCGAGCAUGUCUGCCGGGCUUUGACAAAGAAGAGCUGGUGGAGUGCAUCCGAAAGCUAAUUGAAGUUGACAGAGAAUGGGUCCCAUAUUCUGAUGCAGCUAGUCUCUAUAUCCGGCCCACUUUCAUUGGAACGGAGCCUUCCCUUGGGGUGUCUCGAGCUGAUCAUGCCCUACUCUUUGUUAUCAUUGGGCCAGUUGGACCCUACUUUGCGACAGGAAGUUUCAACCCGGUCUCAUUGCUUGCUGAUCCCAAAUAUGUACGUGCCUGGAAAGGGGGCGUAGGUGACUGCAAAAUGGGAGGAAAUUACGGUCCUACGAUAUAUGUUCAGAACGAAGCCCAGAAACAAGGCUGUCAGCAGGUUCUGUGGCUCUACGGAGACGAGCAUGAGCUCACAGAAGUGGGAACUAUGAACAUCUUCAUUUAUUGGAAGAAUGAGCAAGGCGAGGUGGAGUUGCUCACUCCUCCAUUGGAUGGUACAAUCCUCCCAGGAGUCACAAGGCAGAGUUUGUUGGACUUGGCUCGUCAGUGGGGUGAAUUUAAAGUUUCAGAACGAGGGAUAACAAUGGCUGAACUGAUUAAAGGGCUGCAAGAGAGUCGAGUGGACGAGGUUUUCGGCGCUGGUACAGCCUGUGUUGUCUGCCCAGUGAAUCGAAUCUUGUACCACGAUCAGAACUACCACAUUCCCACCAUGGAGAAUGGCCCAGAACUAGCAAAACGGUUCCUGAAAGAGCUAACAGACAUUCAGUAUGGCCGAACCUUAAGCAACUGGACACGCCUGGUCAUCUAAGCACUGGAAAUCAGUCUCCCGUUCUGCAGAAAGCUGAUCCAGUUGCCAUCUGUGUUGCUUUGAGAUGGGAUACUUGGUAUCCUUUCAGAUAAUUUGUGUUGCUUCAAGAAAACAUCUGACAUUUAUAAAUCUAGUUCAAUAAUAGAUUUAGCCGGGGUUGGUACUGUUUUUUAGAUUAAUUAGUCUGACUAAAUAUAUAAUGUUAACUGCAUACCAACUAUGCUAUUGCCGUUUAUGGGAGUUUGGAAUUUAAAUUCUACUCGAUGUCAGUGAAUACCAAAGUGUUUAGCAUUACUGACCCCGGUGCAAUGUGAAACUCUCCACUGCAGAUGUCCAAAGAAAUCACUCAUGCAGGAAGAAGUGAGUAAUAUUUCAACCAUGAUCCCAUAGAACAUAGAACAAAACAGCGCAGUACAGGCUCUUUGGCCCUCGAUGUUGCGCUGACCUGUGAAACCAAACUGAAGCCCAUCUAACCUGCACUAUUCCAUUAUUAUCCAUAUGUUUAUCCAAUGACCAUUUAAAUGCCAUUAAACUUGGCGAGUCUACUACUGUUGCAGGCCGGGCAUUCCACACCCUUACUACUCUCUGAGUAAAGAGUGUUGAAUGGCAAAGCAGGCUUAAGGGGCCAAAUGGCCUACUUCUGUUCUUAUUUCUUAUAGCCUGUCUUAUCUUUACCCUGUUCUUCCUUUGCUCUGCUGCCAGUUACAGUAGUCAUCAAUCAAAACUUAUCAAUGUCUGGAGCAGGAAUGUCAGUCUAACAGACUGAAUCUCUCUCAGACCUAAUCUUGGAAUGUUGUGAAAACAUGGCCCAUUUCUUUCAGAUAUAGAGUAAUCUGCAGCACAGCGUCUGUGCUUUUGGAACCAAAUUCAGUUUCUCGUCUUUAUUCCUAGGGAUUAUAUUAGCUGCAAACUUUUGUCUCGAGGUUUCUGUUGGCUUAGGUGCUAAAAGUUGUCUUGAACCACUGGUUGUUGGCUAAUGAGUCUGCUCCACUGGUCCAACCAUCUGAAUUGAGCCUUUUACAUCCCUUGAGAAUAGGACAUCUUUGCCAGUAGAUCAUCCUGACAAAAUGAUGUUUCUAUCAGUACGUUCUCUCUGUUUGCAUUCAGAAUGAGUGCUCUCAUAAGUUGAUAGCAAUUGAACUGACCACUGUGAAACUAGAACAUCAUAAAACUCAUGAGCAUAACGUAAAUGAUGCAGUAAAUUACAAUGGCUUCUUAAAUUUAUCUGUAUUGCUUUUUUUUUUACCAAGUUUGUAAUAUAUUUUUAAUUCUCUGUGCCUUUGUGCUAGAAUGUGAAGGCACACAGAAGUAGAUAGACAUUACAAUCUUGCGGUUUUUUUUUCUAAUUUUUUAUUUAUUUACCCUCUGAAAACUUUCCAUCCAGUAUAGAGUGCCCAGACAGUACUCUGUGGCUGCUUGAACAGUUGGUUAUGACAAUACCA
Messenger RNA from Stegostoma tigrinum, 2731 nucleotides. RefSeq names its product branched-chain-amino-acid aminotransferase, cytosolic. Gene Ontology annotation, cellular component: mitochondrion. The coding region runs from base 90 to 1289 and encodes 399 amino acids. The transcript is spliced from 11 exons. Gene Ontology annotation, biological process: L-valine biosynthetic process; L-leucine biosynthetic process. Gene Ontology annotation, molecular function: branched-chain-amino-acid:2-oxoglutarate transaminase activity. NCBI's taxonomy places the organism in Eukaryota, Metazoa, Chordata, Chondrichthyes, Orectolobiformes, Stegostomatidae. The record is from RefSeq and is a predicted model, not a curated record.